ACGAAAUGAGUUUAUUUUAUACCAUCAAUUUAACCAAUACAUACUCUGAAAUAUUCAGACAUGGCUGAAAUACCUACUCCAUUAAGGCAACCGGAGAUUAAAUUCACACAGAUUUUCAUCAAUAACGAAUGGGUGGACUCUGUCAGUGGAAAGACAUUUUCAACAAUCAAUCCAGCGAAUGGCAAGACAAUUUGUAAUGUUCAAGAGGGAGACAAGGCAGACAUAGAUAAGGCUGUUAAAGCCGCAAAGAAGGCAUUAGAGUUUGGUUCCCCAUGGCAACAGAUGGAUGCAAGCAAAAAAGGGGCUUUACUUCAUAAGUUCGCUGACCUUGUGGAGCGGGACAGAGUAUAUCUUGCUAGUUUGGAAACACUUGAUAACGGCAAACCUUUCAGGGACGCCUAUACUGGCGAUCUAAGCAGAACUGUGGAUACGUUCAGGUACUUUGCCGGUUGGACGGAUAAGAUACAAGGAAAAACAAUACCUAUAGAUGGGACCUACUUUUGUUAUACGAGGCAUGAGCCAGUUGGCGUUUGUGGACAGAUUAUCCCUUGGAAUUUCCCACUGGCCCUGUUUGCGUUGAAGAUCGCCCCUGCUCUUGCCUGUGGAAACACCGUAGUCAUAAAGCCCGCAGAACAAACACCACUGAGCGCUCUGUACGCAGCACAGCUGUUUAAAGAGGCGGGAUUCCCUCCAGGUGUUGUUAAUGUAGUUCCAGGAUUCGGUCCUACGGCUGGCGGCGCUAUCUCAUCUCACCCGCACAUUAACAAAACUUCCUUCACCGGAUCUACCGAGGUCGGUCAAGCCAUAAUGGAAGAGGCCGCUAAAUCAAACCUUAAGCGAGUUACCCUGGAACUUGGCGGGAAAAGCCCAUUGGUUGUUUGGAAAGACGCAAACUUGGAUGAUGUUGUAGAGUGGGCGGAAAGAGCUGUUUUCUACAACUGCGGACAAAUGUGCACAGCCGGCUCAAGAACGUACGUUCAUGAAGAUAUUUACGAAAACUUUGUCAAAAAGGCAACAGCUAGGGCAAAAGCUAAGGUCAUUGGAGAUCCUUUUGAUAUGAAAAGUGAAUAUGGACCACAGAUAAGCGAGGAACAGUUCAAUAAAGUGCUUGAUCUAAUAAAGACUGGAACAAAGGACGGUGCUCUUCUUGAAUGUGGAGGCCAAAGGUACGGCACAGAAGGCUAUUACAUACAACCAACAGUAUUUUCAAACGUUACUGAGAAAAUGUGUAUUGGAAAAGAAGAGAUUUUUGGUCCGGUACAAUCGAUCAUUAAAUUCAAAGAUAUGGAAGAUAUUGUUACACGUGCAAACGAUACAAAAUACGGACUAGCAGCAGCGAUAUUCACCGAGAGCAUUGACACUGCCCUGACAUUUACUAGUAGAGUGAAAGCCGGGACAGUAUGGGUCAACUGUUACAAUCGAACGUCAGUAACUGCUCCGUUUGGAGGAUUCAAGAUGUCCGGCAUGGGUCGAGAAUUUGGCGAAUAUGGUUUGCAGGCAUAUACAGAAGUAAAGAAUGUUGUUAUAAAGACAUCAAAGAAACUCUAAGAUGUACGUGAUUUCCAUGCAAAGUUUACCAAAAUUAAAGUGAAAGAAAAUUGUUCCGUACUCUCAAACAAUGGCGAGAUGUUCACACAAAUCUGCGCACACGACAUGUGAUUGGCAUCGUUUGUUUGCAUAUUUUUUGAUAAUUAAGAAGUGAUAAUAUUACGUGUGUCACCGUGAUCAGCAUUCGACACCAUAUGAAUUGAUUCUAAUCUUAUUAAAACAGAGGAUGAAACUACAAUGUAUUUUAUUCAUCGAAAACGAUAUUCUCAUAGGAUAUCAGUUUCAAUACAUUUCUUUUUUCUGAAUGAUUUGCCGAUAUUAAAUAAUUCUGUAAAGGUGUAAAUGGCAUUUGCUCCGGAAAUUUUAUUUGAGGAAGUAUAGGUCUAAGGAAGCGCAACUUUUCAUGUAAAUAUCACGAAAUUGAGAGUUAUAUAAUCAGUUUUAACUUACUUUUUGUCGAGCCCACUGGCGGUGAGCUCGACAUAGUUGACACAAUGGCGGUUCGGUAUAUGUGCGUGCGUGCGUGAGUUUGUCCGGGCUGUAAAUUAUCCGUGGAUCAAGGGAUUCUAAAAUAACUUGACACAUAUGUUUGCCUCAAUGGUACGGUGUGAACCAGGUUGGUAGCUUAAAGGUCAAGGUCAUACUUUGAGGUCCAAGGUCAAAACUCGGUGCUGUUUAGCUUGUCCGGGCUGUAACUCAAUCAUGGAUCGAAGGAUUCUUAAAUACUUCGGCACAAAUGUUUGCCUCGAUAAGGUGAUGUGUCAUGUGCAACAACCAGAUUGGUAGCUUAUAGGCCAAGGUCAUACUUAAAGGUCAAAGGUCAAAACUUGGUGCGGUUUUCCUUGUCCGGGUUUCUAAAUAACUUGGCACAGUUGUUUGCCUCAAUGAGACAGUCUGUCGGACUAAGUAGUUGAAAGGUCAAGGUCACACUUAUGGGUCAAAGGUCAAAAGUUGAUGCAGUUUCUUUUGUCUUUGCUGUAACUUAGCCAUGGAUGGAGGUGUCUUAAAUAACUUGGCAGAAAUGUUGGCCGCAAUCAGUUCUGUCGCCGCCAAAUAGUAUCUUAAAUAUUAGUCAUUUUACAGCUGGCGGGCUCUACAUGUUGCCCGUGGUCAUCUAGUUAUUAAAUCUUUACAAUCCGCAAUGGGUUAUUGCUGUGUUGUAAUUUACAACGAAACAACUUUAGGACAGUUGGUGAUAUCUAGUUGAGAAAUACCCAAAACAAAACAGUUUCUCCUUCAGUUGUAAAAGUGGAAGUCACGCCAAUGCCAAUCAUUUUAGUUAUUCAUAUACCUCAAUUAUCAAUGAGAUCAAGACAAUUUUCACAUCAUCACUUCAAAGUAUUCUCCCUGCACAGAAACACUUUUGCACUCUUACUAUUCAUGACCUACUGCUGCAAAGUAGUAUCCCCUUGUUAUACUGUUAAGACUCUAAAAAGACUGCAAAACCAAAGGCACUUCCAGUGGCAUAGCGUUUACCUGCGAGUGUCUUUUUUUAGCAAGAAAAAUGUGAAAAAAAUCACAGGGACUGAAGUUUGGACAUUAAGGUGACAGCUCGAUCUGACUAAUCUUUUCUUGUUCUAAUAAAAGCUUUAUAAUCUGGUUUUUGUUGGCAGGCACAUUGUUAUGAAGAAGCUAUAUGUCUUUCAAACUUUUACUUGGGUGUAUAUCUUGAUAGAUGUUACUUUGUUUCUGAAAAAAUAUCCUUGCCACUAAAUACUGACCUAUGGCAAAAUUUUACUCUCCGCUUCAUUAGGAGAGAUGUCAACACAAACAAUACGAAAGUUAAGUUAAAGCUUAUAACACCUAUUUCUGCCCAAAAGUAGAUUAAUGUCAAACUGUAUAGCAGUCCUGACAAAAGUCCCAAACGAAGAAAAUUGAAAAGAUAAAAAGGACAGCAGUACAUUAUGUCUGUAACAACCAUGUCUGCACAAACAGUGUUUCCCAUAUUAUAUGAUAAUACUCUAAACUGGCAUAUGAUAAUUGAACUGUCCGUCUGUAAGUCUGUCAGUCCGUCCAUCCAUUAAUAGUUUCCGUUUCCUGAUUCUAAGUCAAAAAGUUUAUCGGCUAUAAAGGAUAAUUAAACACUACUUGAGGAGAAUUCCUACGGUUGUUAGGGUGAAUAGGUCAAAGGUCAAUAUCAUAGUGAUCUGGAGGUCGAAUAUAUGUGUCUGGACUUGUUGGAAGAAGAUCCAUAUCGAUCUUGGGGUCAGAGGUCACGGAUAAUCUCUCGUCAUUAUGAUACUUACACCUGAACAAAAUACACACAUUUCUCGUCUUUCUUGUCCAUGUAAUAAUAUUCCAAAUCAAUUAAUAUCUACUUGAUACCUCUAUUUGUUCAACUCGCCUACUUCGAAGAUUCAGUUUGACAGUUUGCGUGCGUCCAUUUAAUUUUUUUCUCAGCCUUCAUUUUAAAGGCACUGACCUCCAGAUUUGGCUAAAAAAUUAUCUUUCUUUCAAAUUGAAGUUUGGUCAUAUUAUGAAGAUUAGAAUAUGAUUUUUAUGCCCCCGAAGGGAGGCAUAUUAGUUUUCAACUGUCCGUCCGUUCGUUCGUUCGUUCGUUAGUUCGUUCGUUACAACGUUAACUUUUUGCAUGAAGGCACUUUACUCGCGAACCACUUCACCCAGGACCUUCAAACUUCACAUGCUGAUAGUACUUAUUGAGUACACCACCCUACUGACUUUGGGGUCACCAGGUCAAAGGUCAAGGUCACAGGGGCCAACGUUAACUUUUUGCAUGAAGGCACUUUACUCGCGAACCACUGCACCCAGGAUCUUCAAACUUCACUUGCUGAUAGUACUUAUUGAGUACACUACCCCUACUGACUUUGGGGUCACCAGGUCAAAGGUCAAGGUCACAGGGGCCAACGUUAACUUUUUGCAUGAAGGCACUUUACUCGCGAACUACUGCACCCAGGACUUUCAAACUUCACAUGCUAAUAGUACUUAUUGAGUACACCACUCCUACUGACUUUUGGAUCACCAGGUCAAGGUCACAGGGGCCAACAUUAACUUUUUGCAUGAAGGCACUUUACUCGCGAACCACUUCACCCAGGACCUUCAAACUUUACAUGCUGAUAGUACUUUAUGAGUACACCAACCCUACUGACUUUGGGGUCACCAGGUCAAAGGUCAAGGUCACAGGGGCCAACGUUAACUUUUUGCAUGAAGGCACUUUACAUGCGAACCACUUCACCCAGGAUCAAACUUCACAUGCUGAUAGUACUUAUUGAGUACACCACCCCUACUGACUUUGGGGUCACCAGGUCAAAGGUCAAGGUGCUGCGGGGGCAUUUGUCACCAUUAGUGACAGCUCUUGUUUGUUUCUAAAAUAUUUUAAAAAUUCCAAAUCAAGAAAAAAAGAUGACCACGUCGGGAACCAAACCCCGGACCGCCGCGGCAAUAAAGACAUUUUCCCGUAGUCGUAACCAAUAGCGCUAUAGUUAAAGUAGUGAAUAAUGACUUCAAAAUAUAGAUAUUUAUAAUCGAGACAGUUUACCUGGAAUAAAAGCGUGACAAACGCUUUUCGAUUUUCAUCGUAAAAAGUAGU
This is a messenger RNA of Mercenaria mercenaria, 5095 nucleotides long. Its product is annotated as aldehyde dehydrogenase 1A1-like. The coding region runs from base 61 to 1548 and encodes 495 amino acids. The transcript has 14 exons. Gene Ontology annotation, molecular function: aldehyde dehydrogenase (NAD+) activity. The record is from RefSeq and is a predicted model, not a curated record. NCBI's taxonomy places the organism in Eukaryota, Metazoa, Mollusca, Bivalvia, Venerida, Veneridae.